Messenger RNA from Papaver somniferum (opium poppy), 3227 nucleotides. RefSeq names its product helicase sen1-like. Gene Ontology annotation, molecular function: helicase activity. The transcript has 7 exons. NCBI's taxonomy places the organism in Eukaryota, Viridiplantae, Streptophyta, Magnoliopsida, Ranunculales, Papaveraceae. The coding region runs from base 423 to 3032 and encodes 869 amino acids. The record is from RefSeq and is a predicted model, not a curated record.
CUGUUCCCAAAAUGCAUGUUAAUACCUAGAGUUUGACGAUCUGUCUCUUGACAUUAAAUGGAGUUAAUUAAGAAUUUCAAUUUCGCAGUGAUGAUCUGCCUAGGAAUUUGAAAAACUUUUGGCUGGGUAUAUUCAUGCAUCCGUUCCAAAAUUGACAACACGCUUACAUAUAUAUAUGGAUGGAGCAGUUACCCAAGAGAAUUGCAAAGGUCAAUGAACCUUAAUUAUUCAAGCGCGUCUACAAGGAUACAUGAACCAUAUAUAAACAAGAUUCAAUUUAUGCAAUCUGUGUGUGUGUGUGAGAGCAAAAAAGAUCGGAACAUCUCAGAGUAGCUUAUACUACGCAGCUCUGAGAUCAACAAACUGACCAAUUCACCAUCAGAAAAAUUUGUCAAGAAAGUAAUCGAUCAAGAGAAGCGCCGAUGGCUUCUUUAUUUUCUUUAAAGAAAAGUGGUGAUGAAACAAGAGAUAUAAGCAGUUUUGUUACUCAAGUGUUUUCUUGGUCUAUUGGUAAUAUUUUCAACCAUGACCUUUACAAAAAUAAGGUAAAUAAGAUCCCAGAGACGUUUUUUUCAGUGGAGCAGUACUUGAAUUCAUUUCGUUAUCCUCUUCUUGAGGAGACACGUGCUGAUUUGUCUUCAAAUAUGAAGAGCUUGUAUCAGGCACCGAAAUGCAAAAUAGUAUCCGUGGAGAAGCAUAAAGAUUAUAAGCCACCAAAAAACUUCGUUUACAAAAUAUUGUUGGUGGAUACUGGAACAGAUAGUAUAUCUAAGAAGGAGGCAUACAAGCCUCAAGCUUCUGACUUAAUUGCUUUCUCGGAUGUGCGGCCUGAAAAUGUCAAGGACUUCACUCGAAUGUCAUACAUUCCUGCUAUGGUUUUAAAUGUGGAUGGUGACACAUCAAAACCUUGUUCAGUAGAAGUUCUUUCGUCAAAACCCAUUACAACAGUUGGUCCUCUUUUUGCUGUAUUUCUUAUAAAUAUGACAACAAAUCUUUCGUAUAUGGAGAGCAUUAAGUGGCGAAAGAAAUGGAGAUAUUAUACAGAAGGUUUUAUUGGAAUUGACUGUGGACUCUGUUCUCAUCAAGAAGCUGAAAUGAUGCUAAGUAAUGGCUUGGACUCGUUCGAUCUUAAUGAAUCUCAACUUCAUGCAGUGUUGCGCUCUAUAGCUACAAGUUCUUGUAGUCACAAAAAUUCAGUGAAACUUAUUUGGGGCCCUCCUGGAACUGGGAAAACAAAGACGAUUGGUGUACUUCUAAGUGCAUUACUAAAAUUGAAAUGUAAAACACUUACAUGUGCUCCAACUAAUACUGCAGUUGUGGAGGUAACAACAAGGCUGAUGAGUAUUGUUAAGCAGACUUUAGAGAGUAGCAAUUACGGGUUGGGUGACAUAGUAUUAUUUGGAAAUGCCGAAAGAAUGAAGAUUAAUGAUACUGGUGACCUUCAUGAAGUUUUCUUUGAUUAUCGCUGUAAGAUACUUUGGCGUUGCUUCGCCCCGCAUAGUGGAUGGGGGUAUCAGUUAAAAUCAAUGAUAUUAUGGCUUGAAGAAGCAUAUCAGCAGUACCUUCUCUGUCGAGAAAACGCAAAAGAAACUGCUGAAAGUAUCAACAAUCAGGAAGUGGUGAUUGAAGAUUUCAGUGAGUUUCUAAGAGGCCGAUUCACUGACAUUGAGAAAGAAAUGAGAUUUUCAAUAGUAUCUAUAUGUUCGCACAUGCCCACGUCAUUUCUUUCUGUCACACUGGUAAAGAAAAUGUACACCGCUCGUAACACGCUCAAGGAUUUCCGAAGUUUGCUAAAGACUAGUUCUUUUUCCGAACUAGAGCUCAAGAAAAUAUUUUCUAAGUAUGGAAUGACAGGUUUCUCUGAUACAUCAACUUCUGCGUUGUUGUCAUUAAGAAAGAUAAGAACUGAGUGCCUUGAAGUUUUGAGGUCACUUGAAGAGUUUACUUUUCCCAACUUCCCGGAUGAAGGUUCAAUCAGAGAUUUCUGUUUGCAAAAUGCUUGCCUUAUUUUCUGCACUGCUUCAAGCUCGGCCAAUCUAAGUGGUGUGAAAAAUUUGAAGUUAGUGGUUGUCGAUGAAGCUGGACAGCUUAAGGAGUGCGAAUCAGCAAUACCACUUCAACUACCUGACGUGAAACACGCGAUUCUCAUAGGCGAUGAAUUACAAUUGCCUGCGAUGGUUCAAAGCAAGAUUUCAGAAAAUGCUGGUUUUGGACGAAGUCUCUUUGAGAGAUUGGUAUCUCUCAAACACGAUAAGCACCUGCUGAAUGUGCAAUACAGAAUGCAUCCCUCUAUAAGUGUUUUCCCCAAUGAACAAUUCUACAACAAACAAAUUUUGGAUGCCUCCAAUGUCAAAGAAAAAAGCUAUAACAGAAAAUUUCUUCAAGGAAGUAUGUAUGGGUCUUUUUCUUUUAUCAGUGUUUCCUACGGCGAGGAGGAAUUCAAUGAUAAGCACAGCCUUAAAAAUGUGGUGGAAGUAGCAGUAAUUUCAGAGAUAAUUGAAAAUUUAUACAACGCUUCGACUGCGAAUAGUUACAAGGUAAGUGUGGGUGUUAUAUCUCCUUACAAAGCUCAAGUGCAUGCGCUCAUGGAUAAACUAGGAAACAAAUAUGCCGAGAUGGAUAGUAAUUUCUCAGUGAGUGUUCGAUCUGUUGAUGGGUUUCAAGGAGCCGAGGAAGAUAUUAUCAUUAUGUCUACUGUGAGGUCAAAUUCAAACGGAAAAGUCGGAUUCCUUUCAAAUCAUCAACGAACAAAUGUUGCAUUAACAAGGGCGAGGUACUGCCUUUGGAUUUUAGGGAAUGGGCGUACAUUAAUAGACAGUGAUUCAGUUUGGAGUAAGUUAGUUUGUGGGGCGAAGGAGAGAGGUUGUUACUUUAAUGUUGAUGACGACAAGAUGCUAUCGGAAGUGGCUAUAGAAGCCUCGACGGCAAGAUUAGCUUCACUUAGCCUUGGGGAACGCAGCUCCACUAAUCCAAGUUCAAGCGGAAUCAAAAAGACACAAGGAUUCAGGCGCAACUCAAAGAAAAAGUGGUAGCAGAUGAAAAAUUAGCUCAAGUACUUGAAAAGAGUUUAUCGUUUCGUAUGUUAUGGUCUAUUUAGAUAUGUUGUGUUCGGUUAAUUUUGAAGUUCAAACUUUUGUUAAAUUUUAGCAGCAUUCCUGUUCAAAAUGUUUGACGUUUUAUGCUUGAUAGACAGUAGUAUUGGAGUGUAUUUUACUGUUUGUCUUGGA